UCAUCAUUUUCCAUGGGUGAUGAUUUAAUAACACUUUCACUUUGUGAACAUUCAAUCAUAACUGGUGGAACAUUUGGAUGGUGGACAGGUUAUCUUGCUAAUGGUGAAGUGAUCUAUGAUAAAGUAUAUCCAUCUGAAUGUGAAAGACGGGAAUAUUACUAUCCACCAUGGUUUCUGAUAGAUGGAAAGUUUAGAGCACGUAAAAAUAGUAAUUACACUUUGUGA
Messenger RNA from Rotaria sp. Silwood2, 225 nucleotides. The record is from the annotation of a GenBank genome assembly. NCBI's taxonomy places the organism in Eukaryota, Metazoa, Rotifera, Eurotatoria, Philodinida, Philodinidae.